Molecule: messenger RNA, 1070 nt
Organism: Plectropomus leopardus (leopard coralgrouper)
Lineage: Eukaryota; Metazoa; Chordata; Actinopteri; Perciformes; Serranidae
Gene: myf5
Product: myogenic factor 5
Biological process (GO): skeletal muscle cell differentiation; muscle organ development; positive regulation of skeletal muscle fiber development
Molecular function (GO): RNA polymerase II cis-regulatory region sequence-specific DNA binding; DNA-binding transcription factor activity, RNA polymerase II-specific; protein dimerization activity
Source: RefSeq, a predicted model, not a curated record
UCUCACCCUCCUUCCUCUCCAUCCAUUCCUCUCUCCAGCAAACAUGGACGUCUUCUCACCAUCCCAGGUCUACUACGACAGAGCGUGCGCUUCGUCUCCAGACAGCCUGGAGUUCGGCCCCGGCGUGGAGCUUGACGGCUCUGAGGAGGACGAGCAUGUCAGGGUCCCUGGAGCCCCUCACCAGCCGGGACACUGCCUCCAAUGGGCCUGCAAGGCAUGCAAGCGCAAGUCCAACUUUGUGGACCGCAGACGGGCUGCGACUAUGCGUGAACGCCGGCGGCUGAAGAAGGUCAACCACGCUUUUGAAGCUUUGAGGCGCUGCACCUCAGCCAACCCCAGCCAGCGCCUCCCAAAAGUGGAGAUUCUGCGCAAUGCCAUCCAGUACAUCGAGAGCUUGCAGGAGCUGCUACGAGAGCAGGUGGAAAACUACUACGGGAUACCUGGAGAGAGCAGCUCGGAGCCUGGGAGCCCGCUUUCCAGCUGCUCCGACGGCAUGGCGGACACCAACAGUCCAGUGUGGCAGCAUCUGAAUGCAAACUACAGCAACGGUUAUUCGUAUGCGAAGAACGAGAGUUUAGGGGAAAAAACAGCCGGAGCCUCCAGCCUGGAGUGUCUCUCCAGCAUCGUGGACCGGCUGUCCUCUGUGGAGUCCAGCUGUGGACCUGCAGCUCUGAGAGACAUGGCCACCUUCUCCCCGGGCAGCUCCGACUCGCAGCCCUGCACGCCAGAGAGCCCUGCAUCCAGGCCCGUCUACCACGUCCUGUGAACUUUGAUAUAUUCCCGCAGGCUGGCGCACUGCUUUCACCAAACACCAGCUGCAUUUGCAACAAGAGAUAAGAACUUUGUGUGAAGGAGACUCAGCCGACGACCUGCAGCUUUUAUAUUGUACAUGAGAUUGUAAAUAUGUAAUGUAAAUGCCCAUUUAUUCUAUACAUGCUAUUAUACCCCAAUGAGACAUAUUUAAUUAUGACAGUUAAUGUAAUGUUGCAUUAUUCCAACAUGAAGUGGUAUUUAAGCAGUUUUUUCUCCCAUGUUGUUAUGAAACAUUAAAUCUUUUACUGUUUUGUAAA